CUAGUGCUGUCCUCUACUAAUCAAACACUGAUUGAUGGGACAGUUGUCGUGCAAAACAAAGUGCUUUACUAUUAAAAGUCUAUUCAAUUGAAUACUUUGGUAUGUAUUGAAUGACUGAGCGAUGGCUGCCGUCAACAAUAUUCUCGUUAAGCGCCGAAAAAGUGACCAAAAGUCGGCCAACAAACCACUGACACACUUACCGAUUAUUAAGCCGACGCCCAAUAGCCAACCGAUUCCCGUAUUGGCCGACGACACGUCUAGCAGUCAGUUGUCGGCAAUGAUGACCUCAUCUCCGUCAGCGUUGUCGCGCAACAAUGCAUUUGCUUCGUUAGUCGGUGCGGCCACCAAUCAGUUUAACCAAUUCAAUAUGCAUGAGAUGCGAGCCAUUCCCGCCAAACGCCGCAAACAGGACCCGAAAACUGGUAAAGGAUUGAGACAUUUCUCGAUGAAGGUCUGCGAAAAAGUGAAGCUCAAGGGUUCGACCACUUAUAAUGAAGUGGCCGACGAACUCGUGGCCGAGUUCAGCAGUGACCCAAUUGCUUCGCGGGCCGCCUUCCAGGGCGGAUAUAUGCCUGGAGAUCAGGAACCGUUUGACCAGAAGAAUAUUCGUCGGCGAGUAUACGACGCACUCAAUGUUUUGAUGGCCAUGAAUAUCAUUUCCAAAGAGAAAAAGGAGAUCAAAUGGAUCGGACUGCCGACCAAUGCCGCACAGGAGUGCCUUGAAUUGGAGUCGGAACGGGAAAAACGGCUCGAGAGGAUCAACAUUAAGAAGCAACAGCUCCGGGAUCUGUUGCUCCAACAGAUUGCCUUCAAACAGCUGGUCGAUCGCAACAAGACUAUGGGUCUCGUGCCCGCCAACAAUGCUCUCAUUUCUCUGCCGUUUAUUAUCGUUAACACAGAAAAGAAAACAGUAAUCGAUUGCAGCAUUUCCAACGAUAAGACAGAAUACUUGUUCAACUUUGACAACACGUUUGAGAUACACGACGACAUCGAAGUACUCAAACGGAUGGGUCUGGCCUUUCAUUUGGAAAAAUUGGAAAAUGGCCAGUCCUUCGAUAGACAUGCACUCGAACGGGCCAAACAUAUAUUGCCCGAAGCUCUGAGGCCCGAACUCGAGGAAUUGAUUGACGAAAAAGACAUCAAAUUGGUUCCAACGAGUCCUCAAAAGGCCAGAGCUGUUCACUGAUUUGAUUUGAUGAGUGAUUAAAACGAUUUGUUUUUUUGGUGUUAUUUUGAUACUAAAAUCAAUGUUUGUUUUUAUUAUCAAUAUUUACUGAUAUCAUAUCCCAUAAAAAUCAAUUCAUUGAAUGAUAUAUUUAUUAUUAUUAUUA
Oppia nitens is the source of this 1331-nucleotide messenger RNA. RefSeq names its product transcription factor Dp-1-like (gene Dp). Lineage: Eukaryota; Metazoa; Arthropoda; Arachnida; Sarcoptiformes; Oppiidae. Gene Ontology annotation, molecular function: RNA polymerase II transcription regulatory region sequence-specific DNA binding; DNA-binding transcription factor activity, RNA polymerase II-specific. Gene Ontology annotation, biological process: regulation of cell cycle; regulation of transcription by RNA polymerase II. The coding region runs from base 122 to 1186 and encodes 354 amino acids. The transcript has 3 exons. Gene Ontology annotation, cellular component: transcription regulator complex; nucleus. The record is from RefSeq and is a predicted model, not a curated record.